AUGUGUUUCCUUAGGAGAGAAGCUUGUAUCUGCGGCCACAAAGAUCAUGUGACAUUUUCUGAACGAUGUGUAGAGUUAGAUAGCCUUCAAGUUGGAGGUGCCCACAAAGUCACGGUCCUACCUGGCAUUAUCCACACUGAAAACAUCUGCAGAAAAUGUACUCACAAAAGUAUGGGAAGUGGAAAUCGUGAAUGGAUCGCUCGCAAUACCCCUCCUAUAGAAAAGCAAAUCAACACUUUAGCUAGAGAGACCUGCAAGUGCGGUCAUUUCGGAGAUUGGCAGAUCUAUAGCCAAGACCAAUAUCUACACAAGUGUCGUCUUGGAGAGCAUUCCAUGAAAGCUAUUCAUGUGAGCUCCAACAUUGUUUGGGACCCUUUCGUCGCACCCAGUGGCACUGAUACCAUUCGAGAAAGGUGUUUCGCAUGCACUAGAGCUAGCAGACCUAACGCGGAAAAUGAAUUCUGGGAUCGAAAUAGCCCUCGUAGUAGAGCCCAAUCAGCCAGACUAGCCCCGCCUAUCAGAACCGCUCAAACUUUUGAUGUCAUUGAAAGACGUCUCGGUCUGGCAGAUGGUGCGAGGAAAGCGAAUUUGAUCCAGAAAACCAGGGACAUUUUCCGAGGGUCUUCAAAAUAA
Molecule: messenger RNA, 633 nt
Organism: Glarea lozoyensis ATCC 20868
Lineage: Eukaryota; Fungi; Ascomycota; Leotiomycetes; Helotiales; Helotiaceae
Exons: 1
Coding region: 1-633 (210 amino acids)
Source: RefSeq, a predicted model, not a curated record